CAAACAGCGGCGGCGCUUCAAAAGGUGAGGCGAAGUGGUAGUAUUUAGGACCUUUCACCACCACCUCCUCCCAUCCCUCCUCCCCCUUGCACAAAUCUCGCUGAUGCUGUGGCAGCUGAGCUCUCCUUGCUCUGCUCUGCUCUGCAUUUCUCACCCAUCUCUCCCUCCCUUUCUCCGUUGAUCUCAUUCAGUUCUUCUUCUCUAGAUUGGCCAUUCUCAUUUUCGCUGGUGACAUGGCGAAGAAAAUUGUGGUGAAGCUGGAUCUGCAUGACAACAAGGACAAGCAGAAGGCCAUGAAGGCCGUCUCCUCGGUCGUCGGAAUCGACGCCAUUUCGAUGGACAUGGCGUCGCGGAAGAUGACGGUGAUCGGGAUGGUCGACCCGGUGGACGUGGUGAGCAAGCUGCGCAAGUCGUCGUGGGCGGCCUACAUCGAGUCCGUCGGCCCGGUGAAGGAGCCAGAGAAGAAGGAGGAGAAGAAGGAGGAGGCCAAGAAGGAGGGCGACGGCAAGAAGGAAGGCGGAGGAGGUGACGCCAAGAAGGAGGAGGGCGGCGGCGAGGGCAAGAAGGAAGGCGAGGGGAAGAAGGAGGGCGACGGCGAAGGGAAGAAGGAGGGCGACGGCGGGAAGAAGGAGGGCGACGGCGGAAAGAAGGACGGCGACGGCGACAAGAAGGAAGGCGGCGACGACGCGAAGGCCGCCAAGAAAGAGGACGGCGGCGGCGGCGGCGAGAAGAAGCCCGCGGCGGUGGCGCCGAUGCCGAUGCCGAUGCAGAUGCACCACCUCCCACCACAGUACUUCAACAUGGAGUACAUGAACCAGUACCACCGGCCGCCGCCGCCGGCGUACCCGUACGUGCCGCCGCCGCCGCAGUACUACUACGUGCGCAACAUGAGCAUGGAGGAGAACCCCAACUCCUGCGCCAUUUGCUGAUCAAACACCACGCCAUGCAUGCGUCAGUACUGAAUCUGCGAGCACUUCUGCAGCAGGUACCCUCGUGUUCUCCGUCGAUCGAUCCAUCCAUCCAGCCAUCCAUCCGCCGUGCCUGUAUAGUAUAUGAUCUCGUGUUUAUGAUGAGACGAACAACAAGUUUGCAUGGUCAAACCAGUACAUAGUAAUGCUUUUUUUUUAAUCUUUUGCGAUCAUAGAGUUCAAUCCAGCUAGUACCUGAACAAAAAUCAGGUGGGAUUUACCCGGACUAUAAUCGUAAAAGAAAGUAAAUCGAGAUAUAACUCAAGUACCAUUUCGGAAAGAGUUUUAUUUUUAUCAUUCCUUUUAUACUUCGAGGUACCGGUGUCUUAGGGUACCAAAUUGUUUCUGAUCGUCGGAUCCAACAGUGCAUAUCCUACUUAGCUAAAUCCAAUGAUGAGAAACGAUUUGCUACCUCGAGGUACCGAUACCUUAAAGUACAAAAGGAAAUAUGGAAGUAAAACUCUUUGAGAAAUGA
Oryza brachyantha (malo sina) is the source of this 1443-nucleotide messenger RNA. Its product is annotated as heavy metal-associated isoprenylated plant protein 39-like. The record is from RefSeq and is a predicted model, not a curated record. Bases 234 to 929 code for a protein of 231 amino acids. Gene Ontology annotation, molecular function: metal ion binding. The transcript has 3 exons. NCBI's taxonomy places the organism in Eukaryota, Viridiplantae, Streptophyta, Magnoliopsida, Poales, Poaceae.